Octopus bimaculoides (California two-spot octopus) is the source of this 2433-nucleotide messenger RNA. Its product is annotated as ubiquitin-like-conjugating enzyme ATG10. Gene Ontology annotation, molecular function: Atg12 conjugating enzyme activity. NCBI's taxonomy places the organism in Eukaryota, Metazoa, Mollusca, Cephalopoda, Octopoda, Octopodidae. Gene Ontology annotation, cellular component: cytosol. Gene Ontology annotation, biological process: autophagy of mitochondrion; protein lipidation; protein modification by small protein conjugation. The record is from RefSeq and is a predicted model, not a curated record.
AUGACGGCUGGUUCGAUUUCCGAGGAAGAAUUUCUGGCUUCAGUACACAACUUCUUGAAAGUCUCCGCUGACAAUGUCGACGUCUGGCAACUUCACAAAGUACCUUCUAACAGGUACCACCACCACCACCAUCAGGGCCAUGAAAAUCUCAGUUAUCUUCAGAGAAAGUUUUGUCAGCUACUCAAAACCCAGAAAAAAGAAGAAAACAGAAGUGUGUCUUGGGAAUGCAAAGAAAUGGAUUUGGAAGAUAGCAACAGUGUUACCUUAGCGGCAACUGAUGAAAAUGAUAUUACAUGUGACUACCAUGUGGUAUACAGUCAGAGUUAUGCUGUCCCUGUAUUGUACUUCAAUAUGUACUGGAAAGAUGGCAGUCUGCUGGGUUUGGACGAAGUUUGGUCUUUAAUUCCCUGCCACUAUAGAGAUAGAUUCUUAGCUGAACGGUGGACUUUUAUAACACAACAGGAACACCCUAUUGUCCAUCGACCAUAUUUCUACCUUCAUCCUUGUCACACGGCUGAUUUGAUGAAGAAUAUUGAACUCAAAGACAAAAGGAAUUACAUCUUGUCAUGGUUGAGUGCUGUUGGUCCAGUUGUUCGACUUGAGCUUCCACUUUCUUAUGGUUUAUCUUUCGAGCCUUCUGACUGAAAAGUUUUAAAAGUACCUUAAUACAUUCCUAAAGAGAAGCAUUGAAACAAUUAAUUUUCCUUAUUUUAUUUAAUCAUUUCAUUUAUGAAAUUUAUUCUUGAUCUCUGCGAUUGUUUGAUUUUAUUUAAAACUUCUGAAAUAAGUUUGUCUGAUCAAUUCCACUGUUAUACACUUACCCAACACUUACCAGCUUGUUGCUUCGGUGCUAACCGUGGCGUACUGGUUUCAAAUUUUGGCACAAGGCUAGUAAUUUUGUGGGAGAGGGUAAGCUGAUUAAUUCCAGUGAUCAACUGGCUCGCUUAUUUUAUCAACCCCAAAAGGAUAAAAAGCAAAGUCAUUGUCGCUGCAACUGGAACCCAGAGGGUAAAAGAUGCUAAGCAUUUUUCCCACUGUGCUAAUGAUUCUGCUAGCUUGUCACUUUUAACAGUUGCAAUAUUUAAGGAAUAUAUAAGGUGGCAAACUGGCUGAAUCAUUAGCACACCAGGAAAAAUACUUAGCAGCAUUCCGUCUGUUUUUAUGUUCUGAGUUCAAAUCCCAUCAAGGUCGACUUUGCCUUUCAUCCUUCAUGGUCGAUAAAUUAAGUACCAGUUGAACUCUGAAGUCAAUGUAAUCAACUUACCCACUCCCCUGAAAUUUCUGACCUUGUGCCAAAAUUUGAAAUCAAUUUUAAAGGAAUUUAUGAAAUGAAACCAUCUAAAAGCAUUUAGAUGUACUUAAUCUGUAGAAUUUUGACUUCAUUUCAAAUUUUUUUUGUUUUGUGAAAAUCAUUAACCCUCUUGGGACACCUGGGCUGAUUGGUUGGCUCAAGUGAUACAUGAUGAAAGGACUUUGAGGUUGAUCCAUUGACCCGAUGGAACAAAUGUUGUGAAUGAUUGGUUUUGAAGUGUAAUAGCCAAUCAGAGAUCAUCUUUCAGUACGUAUCUUUUUUUUUUUUUUUUACAGAAACAUUUAUGCUUAUUUUAUUUAUUUACAUGUAUUGUGUUGUUUUAGGUUUUCUUAUUGUGAUAGAUGUAUUGUACUGUUUAUAAGCUUUCAUAGAAUAUAUAGUUUUAGAUACUAAUAAAGUAGUUUUAGGUACCUUAUCCUUUGUUUUCUACAUGCACCUACCAAUUUCAAUCUCAACAGAAAAAAAUGUUUAGUCUUUUUCACUACACAUACCAAAAUACCAUGUGUCUCAAAACAGUUAAAUUAAACAGCUUAUAUGGUAAAGUACAAAUGUGUCAGCUUCUAGCUUCUUCAGUUUGAGGCUUCUGUUCAAAUGACUUUGGUCAUGGUGAAGCAUAUUCAUGGAUGUUGGCCCAGAAUCAGCAUGAAAAGGCCACAUUUGAGUUACUCACUUGACUUUUUUGUAAUAUACACAACACAUCCAUGAAGCAUGUUUGAUACUAGAAAGACAAAGUUCUUAAUGGAAAAUUUUUAUAAUGUGAAUUCAAACUUAAAUAAACAACUUUUGCUUUAUCAGAAAAAGAAAAUGAAUUGGUUAUAUUGAAAAUUAUUUCUCUUUCUAUAACUGUGAAUAAGUGUCUUGUUUUAUUUUUCAUUCUUCUUACUCUAUCUCUGUCCUCUUGAUUUAUAAUGAAAACAGUUACUUGGAUAAUGUAAUUGACUAUCAUCUACUGUUCAAACACUCCAUGCUGAAGACACACAAUAAACAGAAAGAGGCAGUCCAUGGAUGUGGAACUUUAGAUAAUAUUAACUGUACAAACAAUAGAACAUCUUGAAUCACAAACCGGUAAUGAUACUUUUGAGAGAUAAAAGAGGAAAAUAAAAGAAAUGAAAUCAUUUUAA